This is a messenger RNA of Argentina anserina (silverweed cinquefoil), 649 nucleotides long. RefSeq names its product probable lactoylglutathione lyase, chloroplastic. Gene Ontology annotation, molecular function: lactoylglutathione lyase activity. Lineage: Eukaryota; Viridiplantae; Streptophyta; Magnoliopsida; Rosales; Rosaceae. Bases 9 to 287 code for a protein of 92 amino acids. The record is from RefSeq and is a predicted model, not a curated record. The transcript has 4 exons. Gene Ontology annotation, cellular component: cytoplasm.
CAGUAGCCAUGUUGGGUUAUGGUACUGAAGAUAACAGUCCAGUGCUUGAACUGACAUAUAACUAUGGGAUCAACGAUUAUGACAAAGGAAAUGGUUAUGCUCAGAUAGCAAUAGGCACAGACGAUGUUUAUAAAAGCGCAGAAGCAGUUAGACUCUCUGGAGGAAAAAUUAUUCUUGAACCUGGUCCCUUGCCAGGUAUCAACACCAAGAUAACUGCUUGCUUAGAUCCUGAUGGCUGGAAAUCGGUUUUUGUUGACAAUGUUGAUUUUCUAAAGGAAUUAGAAUGAAUAACAGCAUCAAUACCACAUCUCUAAAUGAGACUGUUGAACAUUUGUGACAAAUUUGACCAUAGAUUAUUCCAAUCUGCCAAUCUUAGAAAUAUUGAAGCAGCUCAUGAGUGAACAUACACCAUCCCAAUUUGCAGAUACAUCACUUUGUACAAGCCAACAGUUUUCAGUGCUACCCUUGCUACCCAUAUUUAUAUCUAGGAUUUUAAGAUAGUAGGUGCAUAUCGAUUGCUGUGAAAAGUUAACAAUUUAGUCUUGCAUCAAUAUAAAUUGUAACCUUUCAAAAAUUAUGUUGGUAUUAGAUCCAACAUAUUCUGAAUCCCUUCGGUCCACAUAUGCUUGUCCCUUUUACUUCUGCAUUC